Messenger RNA from Paralichthys olivaceus (Japanese flounder), 1818 nucleotides. It is a transcript of the gene dennd6a, whose product is annotated as DENN/MADD domain containing 6Aa. Gene Ontology annotation, molecular function: guanyl-nucleotide exchange factor activity. The record is from RefSeq and is a predicted model, not a curated record. Gene Ontology annotation, cellular component: recycling endosome. NCBI's taxonomy places the organism in Eukaryota, Metazoa, Chordata, Actinopteri, Pleuronectiformes, Paralichthyidae.
AUGGCUCUGCAAGGCCCGGAGGAGCUGGGGGAGCAGGUCGAGGAGCCGGAGGAUUUGGACGACCAGGACGCUAGUAGCAUCUCCCCGGCCGAGGAGAUAACGCUGCCCCCGGGGCCCGGAGGUGACGAGGGGCCGGGGCAGACUCUCCUCCUGCCGUGGGACCGCUUCUCCACCUGGCUGCACUGCAUCUGUGUGGUGGGCUUCGACCUGGAGCUGGGACAGGCGGUGGAGGUCAUUUAUCCUCAUCAUUCCAAACUGUCAGAGAAAGAGAAAACAAGUAUCUGCUACCUUUCAUUUCCCGACUCAAACUCAGGUUGCCUUGGCGACACCCAGUUCUGCUUCCGCUUCCGUCAGGGUUCAAACAGGAAGUCAUCGCUCAGCUGCUUCCUGGAAACCACAGACCGGGACGCACCGCCAUGUCUGAAGCGGGAACAGGGCCAUUACUACGGCUACGUGUAUUUCCGUCAGGUGCGAGAUAAAUCUCUGAAGAGAGGAUACUUCCAGAAGUCCCUGGUCCUGAUCAGUAAGCUGCCCUAUGUGACCUUCUUCCACUCGCUGUUAAAGAUAAUGGCUCCAGAAUACUUUGAGAAGCAGGAGCCCUGUCUGGAGGCCGCUUGUAAUGACAUAGACCGCUGGCCGACGCCCCAUCCCGGACGAAUUCUGACGCUGCCCAUUAUGGGAGUGGUCAUCAAGGUUCGUAUCCCGACAUGUUACGACAAACCAGGAACCUCGCAGCUGGUCCAGUCCUCCCAGAGUGACAGUCUGGUGUCCAUCGUGCUCCCAACCAUCCAUGAAGUUGACCUCUUCAGGUGUUUCUACCCGGUUUUCUUCCACAUCCAGAUGUUGUGGGAGUUAGUGUUGUUGGGGGAGGCACUUGUCGUGAUGGCCCCGUCGCCAGCAGAGUCAUCAGAUACUGUCCUGGCACUGGUCAGCUGUAUCUCUCCCCUGCGUUACUGCAGCGACUUCCGACCGUACUUCACCAUCCACGACAGUGAAUUUAAGGAGUACACCACCAGGACUCAGGCUCCGCCCUCAGUCAUUCUAGGAGUGACAAAUCCUUUUUUUGCUAAAACGCUGCAGCACUGGCCGCACAUCAUCCGCAUCGGAGACAUGAAGCAAGCAGGUGAAAUGGCCAAGCAGAUGAAAGUGAAGAAACUGAAAAACCUCAAAACUCUGGACUCUAAACCUGGUGUGUACACUGCAUACAAGCCAUAUCUCAACAAAGAUGAAGAAAUCAUCAAACAGCUUCAGAAGGGUGUUCAACAAAAGAGACCCUCGGCGGCCCAGAAUGCAAUUCUUCGACGCUACUUCCUAGAACUGACUCAGAGCUUCAUCAUUCCACUGGAGCGAUAUGUGGCAAGUCUCAUGCCUCUCCAGAAGACUAUCAGUCCCUGGAAGAGUCCUCCUCAGCUCCGACCGUUCAUCCAGCAGGACUUCAUGAAGACACUGGAGAAAGCUGGACCUCAGCUCACAUCCAGACUGAAAGGAGACUGGAUCGGACUCUACAGAAAUUUCCUCAAGUCUCCCAACUUCGACGGCUGGUUCCGCAACAGGAGGAGAGAGAUGACCCAGAAGCUGGAGGCUCUGCACCUCGAGGCGCUUUGUGAGGAGGAUCUGCAGCUGAGAGUCCAGAAGCACACAGAGGUGGAGACGGUUGAUCUGGUUCUGAAGCUGAAGGAUAAACUGGGUCAGGCGGAGAGGGAGCAGCUCCCGGUGCGUCAGGGGACCCUGGCCAAGCUGAAGGCCCACAUCGACGCAGUCAUCCUGGCCUUACCUGACGACCUGCAGGGCAUUCUCCACAAGCCAGCCACACCCUGA